AUGGAGGUUUCGCGAACAGAAACCAUGGCUUCGACGAGCACCAUCCUCCGCGCCUCCCGGCCCAUGUUCCGCCAGGCCGCCUUUGCCUCGCCGGCCCGCCAGGCAUUCGCCCGUGCGACCCAGCAGCAGCAGCAGGUGAUGCGCUUCCGCUUCCAGAACCGCCGGUGGCAAAGCUCCGAGGCCGGCGCCGGCUCUCAGCAGGGCCAGUCCCAGCAGCAGCAGCAGGCGAGCUGGUUCAAGCGCAUGUGGGAGAGUGAAAUCGGCAUCAAGACGGUGCACUUUUGGGCGCCCGUCAUGAAGUGGGCGCUCGUCAUUGCCGGCAUCUCCGACUUUGCCCGCCCCGUCGAGAAGCUGUCGUUUACGCAAAACUUUGCCCUGACCUGCACGGGUCUCAUCUGGACGCGCUGGUGCCUGAUUAUCAAGCCCAAGAACUACCUCCUUGCAGCCGUCAACUUCUUCCUCGGCCUCGUCGGUAUUGUCCAGGUCAGCCGCAUCCUGAUGGCCCGCGGUGCCGGUAACGAGGUCGCCGAGGUGGUGGAGGAGGUCAAGGAGGAGGCCAAGGAGGUCAAGGACCAGGUCAAGAAGCAGGUCAAGGCUUAG
Akanthomyces muscarius is the source of this 600-nucleotide messenger RNA. RefSeq lists its product as uncharacterized. Gene Ontology annotation, cellular component: mitochondrial inner membrane. Gene Ontology annotation, molecular function: pyruvate transmembrane transporter activity. Gene Ontology annotation, biological process: pyruvate import into mitochondria. Bases 1 to 600 code for a protein of 199 amino acids. The transcript is spliced from 4 exons. The record is from RefSeq and is a predicted model, not a curated record. NCBI's taxonomy places the organism in Eukaryota, Fungi, Ascomycota, Sordariomycetes, Hypocreales, Cordycipitaceae.